AUGUACCACUUACCUGCCAUGGGCACUCGCGACCGAUGGAAACCCUAUGCUGCGCGAUGGCAAGACUGGAUAGGGACGUUUAUUGGCCACAAGGGUGCCGUCUGGCAAGCAAAGCUAAGCCACGAUGCCUCCACGGCGGCUACCGGCUCAGGUGAUUACACAGCGAAGGUUUGGGACACGCACACCGGGGAGUUGCUGUAUGAUAUCAUACACAAUGGCAUUGUACGUUCCAUCGCUUUCGCUCCCCAUAAUGCCGACUUGCUAGCUACCGGCGGUUUAAAAAAAGAGCUUCGUAUCUUCGAUUUAGCAAAGGAGCGGCCUCACCCCAGCUCGCCGUCCAACACGCCAAUAGAGACUGUCACUCUGGACGCUUCGUCUGCUUUUGAAAUCGGUGCUGGCGUGCACAAAGACUCCAUCAAAUUCAUUGUAUGGACAAAUGUUCCUACGACUCUGGUGACGGCAUCUGGGAACACCUUGCGUUGGUUUGAUAUUCCCACUGUAAGCUGUUUCCACGAGGAGACCUUGGACGGCGAGAUUAAGUCAUGCGAAGUCGUUGCUUUGGCCCCUGGCUAUAGUGACCAUAAAGACAUUGGUGGCGGCAAUCCGGUGCUUGCUGUCGCUGCCGGAAAGACGGUAUAUUUCUGGGAAGGGGACCAGUUUGACAAACGAACAAAAUCGUUUGAGUUAUCGCACGGCGUGGCCAGCGUCGGCCUUGAUCUCAAAGGGCGAAAAUUUGCUGUUGGCGAGGAACCGGGCACAUGGGUCCGAGUAUAUUCCUGGGACGAUGGCAGCGAAAUUGGGCCACCACGGCCCGGUCUGGUCAAUCGCAUUCUCGCCGGAUGGGAGACUGUAUGCGACCGGCUCUGA
Messenger RNA from Sporothrix brasiliensis 5110, 867 nucleotides. RefSeq names its product serine-threonineeeee kinase receptor-associated protein. Gene Ontology annotation, cellular component: SMN complex. Gene Ontology annotation, biological process: spliceosomal snRNP assembly. The record is from RefSeq and is a predicted model, not a curated record. Gene Ontology annotation, molecular function: protein binding; RNA binding. Lineage: Eukaryota; Fungi; Ascomycota; Sordariomycetes; Ophiostomatales; Ophiostomataceae. The transcript has 5 exons. Bases 1 to 867 code for a protein of 288 amino acids.